Paramuricea clavata is the source of this 816-nucleotide messenger RNA. The record is from the annotation of a GenBank genome assembly. Lineage: Eukaryota; Metazoa; Cnidaria; Anthozoa; Malacalcyonacea; Plexauridae.
AUGGAUCACUGUCGUUAUCUUCGAUUCUCUUACCACGGGAAUCUGUACGAGUUUCGUUGCCUACCCUUCGGACUCUCGUCUGCCCCUCGGGCAUUUACAAAGAUCUUGAAACCAGUAGUUGUCUUGAUUUGUUCCCUGGGAAUUCGCAUUGUCAUUUAUCUGGACGAUAUCUUGCUUCUACAUCAGAAGAAGAACGACUUAGUACAGAUCUUUUACCAAGUCGACAACCUACUUCAGAACCUAGGAUUUACCAUCAAGCCCGACACAGCAACUGGUAUUCCUGGGGGGUCUGCUGGACACAAUGAAGAUGACAAUCUCACUUCCACCAGAGAAGUUGGAGUCAAUCAUCCAAGAAGCCCACCAAAUCCAACAGACCAGUCCAAUAUCUUUAGAGAAGCUAUCAUCACUUAUUGGCAGAAUGAGUCAUGCUGCUCAGACUGGGGUUUGGAGAGCACCCUUAUAUUAUCGCAGCCUACAGCGCGACCAGGCAAUAUCUACUCACCAAUAUGGCAAGCAUCGAAACGUUUUCAGGUGACGUUAUCCCAAGCAAGUAUGACAGAACUGAUAUGGUGGUCAUCCCCCCAUCUUCACACAUUCAAUGGCCAACCCCUGCGCCCAGUGCCCUUCGACUUGACUAUUUCAACCGAUGCCUCCCUGUUGGGGUGGGGGGCAACAUGGAAUGGGGUGACAACAGGUGGUCGUUGGCUUCCACAGGAGGGGAAAUCGCACAUCAAUUGGUUGGAACUCAAAGCAGCUUACCCGGGAUUACAAGCCCUUUUCAACUCCCAGACGUCCAUCCCCAAUCAUAUUCUUUAG